Knipowitschia caucasica is the source of this 1446-nucleotide messenger RNA. Lineage: Eukaryota; Metazoa; Chordata; Actinopteri; Gobiiformes; Gobiidae. The record is from the annotation of a GenBank genome assembly.
AUGAUUGUGGACUUCAGGAAGAGCACUGUCCCCCCACCCCCACCCUCCGUGAUGGACUCCCCCAUCACCUCUGUGGAGUCCUUCCGUUUCCUGGGCACCACCAUCACCCAGGACCUCAAGUGGGAGCCGACCAUCAGCUCCCUCAUCAAGAAGGCCCAGCAGAGGAUGUACUUCCUGCGGCAGCUCAGGAAAGCCAAGCUGCCUGCACAGAUGUUGGUGCAGUUCUACACGGCCAUCAUCGAGUCCAUCCUCACCUCCUCCGUUGUGGACACAUUAUCCAGGCUCUCCUACACAAGCAUCGCACAACAAUCAGGAGUCAGGCCGUUUCCAACAGAGGACAGUGUUCAAGACGAAGACAUCUACAACCAUCUAGAAGAUCUCAUCGAUGAAAAGGUGGAGGAUGAAGAGGACCUGUAUGACUGUGUUUUUGACGAUGAAGAUGGAGGAGAGAUUUAUGAAGAUUUGAUGAAAACAGAAGCCAUUGCUCCUCCGACGUGUCAAAAGCAGUCCGACAUCAGGAGCUGCUGUUUGACUGAGAUCAAACAGACAGAGGAGAAAUACACUGAAACGCUGGAGUCCAUAGAGAAGUACUUUAUGUCGCCACUCACCGUAUUCUUAUCCACGAGUGAGACUGAGAAGGUGUUCGUGAAUAUUCCAGACCUGGUCAAGAUUCAUAAAAGUUUUCUGCUUGAAAUCCAAGACUCCAUGUUACACAGAAGUGCCCAAAACCUUUACCAGAUAUUUAUCACAUUCAAAGAGAGGUUAUUGAUCUAUGGGAAGUACUGCAGCCAGGUGGAGACGGCCAUUGCUGCUCUGGACGACAUCUGCAGAGACAGAGAGGACGUGCGCAUGAAGCUGGAGGAAUGUUCAAAAAGAGCCAACUACGGCAAGUUUACUCUGCGAGAUCUCCUGGUUGUCCCUAUGCAGCGGGUUUUGAAGUACCAUUUACUCCUCCAGGAGCUGGUGAAACACACUCAUGACUCUUUGGAUAAGAUGAAUCUACGCAAGGCUCUGGACGCAAUGAAGGACUUGGCUCAGUACGUGAACGAGGUGAAGCGAGACAACGAGACGCUCCGUGAGAUAGAUCAGUAUCAGAAAUCCAUCGAAAAUCUGAACCAGCCUCUGAAGAACUACGGCCGGCCCAAAGGAGAUGGGGAAGUGCGCGUGGCGUCUGUGGACAAGCGGGCCAAACAGGAUCGGCACAUCUUUCUAUUUGAUGCUGCUGUUAUUGUGUGCAAACGCCGUGGAGAUAAUUACGAGAUGAAGGAAGUAAUCGAUCUGCACCUCUUCAAAAUAACCAACAACCCCACAUCGGACAAAGAGAGCCGCAAGUGGUCCUACGGAUUCUACCUCACGCACAACCAGGGACAAAGCGGAUUUGAGUUUUUCUUCAAGACCAAGGAGCUGAAGAAGAAGUGGCUGGAGCGGUUUGGCAUGGCUAUGUGA